Messenger RNA from Beauveria bassiana ARSEF 2860, 1434 nucleotides. RefSeq names its product cactin-like protein. The transcript is spliced from 3 exons. Gene Ontology annotation, molecular function: protein binding. The coding region runs from base 1 to 1434 and encodes 477 amino acids. Gene Ontology annotation, biological process: mRNA cis splicing, via spliceosome. The record is from RefSeq and is a predicted model, not a curated record. Lineage: Eukaryota; Fungi; Ascomycota; Sordariomycetes; Hypocreales; Cordycipitaceae. Gene Ontology annotation, cellular component: spliceosomal complex; cytoplasm.
AUGGAUCCCGGUCGACAAAAUAUGAUUAAUAACCCUGGGCCAUCGAGGGGACGCGAUGGCACGUCACCGAGAUACGACUCACGCAAUCGCGUAUCGAAAACUUCCCGACCUGCACCGUCCCAAUCAGCAAGCAGGAUAGCCACAAGCUAUGUGUCGCACGAGGAGCAGGCACGUCAAUUUGUUGCCGACGAAGAUAAAUUUGUCCUGCGUCAAUCGAAAAAAAAGGCCGACAUUCGUGUUCGUGAGAACAGAGCAAAGCCCAUUGAUUAUUUGGCGUUCCUCCUUCGCUAUAUUGACGAGGAGUGCGACGUCUUUGACGACGUAGAAGGCGAUGAUGAUCUAGAUGUACCAGAGCCAGCGGAAAUUGUCCAGAAACUCGAUUUGGAAGGACUGAAGACAUUGGAAGCCGAUAUCAAGAACUAUUACGUUCUAGAAACAGAAGCCCCAAAUAGGGAAUACUGGGAGGCUUUGCGUUCGCUGUGCAAAUCGCAAAAGGCAAAACUUGACCCGUCCAAGCACGAUAGGCGUGUGGUCAGCAGCGUGGAUGACGAUAUCAACAAGAUUCUUGCACCGAAAACCUACGAGCAGCUUGGCGCCCUCGAGAAACAAAUAAAGGCGAAGCUCCGAUCCGACGAAGACAUUGAUAUGGACUACUGGGAGCAGCUCCUUCAAAGUUUGCUUGUUUGGAAGGCCAAAGCUGUUUUGGCAAGGACAGUAGAGAAGAUUACGAAGAAGAAACUUGAGCGAAGGAGCCAGUCAUCUGGCAAGAGCAACAAGACGGCAGCGGCUCCAGCACAGACACAAGCACAGCCCAAAAGCACGCCGAACGUGCCAGCUUCAGAACCAAGCGGUAAUUCUGAUGCCUCGCAGGCCACACAGACACUCUACGAUAGGGAGGCCGCCCGGGGAGUUUCAGAAAACGAGGAAGUAUUUGCUGCAGAGGAGGAUCUGACGGCAGAAUCGAAGCCGCAAUGGGCCAAAGAGCACCAGGUACGCAAGCCGAGAUACUUCAAUCGAGUUCAGAUGGGCUAUGAGUGGAACAAGUAUAACCAGACGCAUUACGAUCACGACAACCCGCCACCCAAGGUUGUGCAGGGCUAUAAAUUCAACAUAUUCUACCCAGAGCUCAUCGACAAGACCAAGGCACCUACUUUUAAGAUUAUUCGCGAGCAUGGAAGAAGGAGGGGCGAGUCUUUUGCGGCGGCGGGGGAGGAAGAUACGUGCUUAAUCCGCUUCAUAGCCGGACCUCCAUACGAGGAUAUUGCCUUUCGGAUUGUGGACCGUGAAUGGGAUUACAGUGCCAAGAGAGACCGCGGAUUUAAGAGUUCUUUUGACAAGGCAAGUUUGAUUAAAACGAGUUGGCGGAAGAGAUUGCGGCAAUCUGGCAUCCUACAGCUGCAUUUUCAGUUCAAAAAGAUAUUCUACCGAAAAUAA